UAAUCAACCCACAGUUGGCUAUUAUUAUGGCAACAUAUGAGCACACAUACAAAUCUGGCAUCUCCUUAAACGCUUCCAAUGGCAAAUAAUGCAAAUUCCAUUCCAAUCAUCUUAUAAUUUGCGUUCUGCCGGGAAAUUAUUGCAAAACAAAAGAAAAAAUGGUAAAACAAUAAUAUAUAAACAACCACAAGGUUUUAAACAUAAACAAUAUAUACAACAAAUUCUAUAGAGUGUAAACAAAUUGAAGUUAAGACAAAAACAAAGCAAGAUAACUGCAUUUAGAAGUCAAAGUGUGCCACCCAAGCUAAAAAACAACAGCAACACAUACAAACAACAACUAUCCCAAGGAAAACAAAAGAAAAUAAAAACAUUUUUGAUGUGAUUUUGACAAAAAAUAAUAUACAUAUAUUUAAAAAUAAAAGGCCAUGAGCAGUCAUCGCAAAAUGUCGGGCAUACGUUUGCCUAACAAACCAAGGGCUGACGAAAUCGAAUUGACAGAACUUUUCUCAACACAAAUGGCACAACUCUGCAUGAACGACGACUAUUCCGAUGUUUGCUUCAUUGUAGAGAACCAAAGACUACCAGCCCAUCGCGUGAUGUUGGCUGCCCGUAGUGAAUAUUUCAGGGCCUUGUUAUAUGGCGGACUCUCCGAGUCCACCCAAUCAGAGAUACAUCUAAAAGUCCCGGUGGAGGCAUUCAAAUCAUUACUACGUUACAUCUAUUCCGGUCAUUUGUCCUUAGCCCAAAUGGACGAAGAUAAUAUAUUGGAUACCUUGGGCUUAGCCAAUCAAUAUGGCCUUUCCGAAUUGGAGUUGGCCAUAUCCGACUAUUUGCGUCAGUAUUUGGCAUUGUGCAAUGUAUGUGCAAUAUUGGAUGCUGCUCGUCUGUACAAUUUGGAAAAGCUAACAAAAGUUUGUUUGACUUUUAUGGAUCGUAAUGCGGUAGAUAUAUUGCAACAUGAAUCUUUUAAGAAUCUUUCAAAGGAAUCCUUGGAAGAAAUAUUGCGUCGAGAUUCUUUCUUUGCUCCUGAAGUUCAGAUUUUUUUAGCCGUAUGGGAUUGGUGCAAAAACAAUCCCAAUGUUGAUAUUAAGCAAUCUGUAGUCUCCUUCGUUCGCUUGCCACUAAUGAAUUUAGACGAUCUCUUGCAUGUGGUACGCCCCUCUGGUAUUUUAAGUGCCGAUAAACUAUUGGAUGCCAUUGAGGAACAAAGUACAUCGAAAUAUUUACCCUAUCGCGCUGCGCUAUGGCCAGAAGAGAAUGUGGCAACAGCAAAAUAUGUAUCACGCACCAUAAUGGGAGAGUGUCGUGCCGAACUAUUGAAUGGUGAUUGUACUUCAUAUGACAUGGAAAAGGGCUACACGCGUCAUUGCAUUACCGACACCAAUGAGAAUGGCAUUGUUGUUGAACUUGGCACUAUUUGCAUUAUAAAUCACAUUAAAAUUCUGCUAUGGGAUCGUGACAAUCGCGCCUAUUCAUAUUUCAUUGAGGUCUCAGCAAAUCAAGUGCAAUGGGAUCGUGUCAUUGAUUAUUCUCAAUAUCACUGCAGAUCAUGGCAAUUUUUGUAUUUUCAAGCAAGGCCAGUGCGUUACAUCAAACUGGUGGGCACUCAUAAUACGGUGAAUAAAGUCUUUCAUGUUGUCGCAUUGGAGGCUAUGCACACGAAAAAUAUACCCAAAGUUAUUAAUGGCAUAGUGGCGCCCACAGCCAAUGUGGCUACCAUCGAAAUGAGUGCGGUGGUAGUGGAUGGUGUAAGUCGCACACGAAAUGCCCUACUCAAUGGCAAUUAUGUUGAUUAUGAUUGGGACUCGGGCUAUACUUGCCAUCAAUUGGAUAGUGGUGAAAUUUUAGUGCGUUUAGGACAACCCUACAUAAUUGGCUCGAUGCGUUUACUGCUAUGGGACUGUGAUGAUCGCACCUAUAGUUUUUACAUUGAAACUUCGGUCAAUCAAAAGGAUUGGGUUAUGGUGGUGGACAAACGCAAUGAACAAGCCAGAUCAUGGCAAAAUUUCUCUUUCACACCCAUACCAGUGGUAUUUAUACGAAUAAUUGGUACACGUAAUACAGCCAAUGAAAUAUUCCAUUGCGUCCAUUUGGAGUGCCCUUCACAAGAUCCAACUUUUUUAUCAAACGAAAGAGAAAAGCAAAAAAUUUUAGACGAAGGAGCAAGAGGAGGAGGAGGAGGAGCAGAGCAAAGAGAUCAACAGCUAGCGACGAGGAAUGAUCUACAGCCCAGUACUAGUAGUAGCAGUAGCAGUAGAGUAACAACACCGCGUAGAAAUAGUCAUCGACCCUUGCCGCCACCUUUGAAUCCUUUGGAAGAUGUACUUGUGCAUAUUGAAAAUGUGGUACCAUUUGAAGGAAAUCCCUAAAAUGCGGAUGCAGUGAGAGGGCAUAAAAAGCAACAGAAGACAUAAAAUCACAUGUUUUUCUACAUAAGUACACUUAGAAAUACACAUUGGCUUUUUGUUAUUGAAAGCUGCUAAUUGGAGGAAAGAGAGAUUGAGAGAAAGAAAGCGAGAGCCACAAUGAGAAAAAUAACCGAUUUGCCCAAUUGCUUUUAUUAUUGGUUAAUGCAUUAUUUAGAGAAAUUACUUCCGGUUAACCCUACGCCCUUUAAGUUAAACCCAAGGAGGUUGGUUAGGUACACUAUGAUGGAUGGAGAUAAUUCUUUUAAUGGCUUUAGUUUAUAUAGUUUAUAUAUAGUUUAUGAGAUGUACAAGUUGAUGGAAAAUCUUCAAAAAUUGUAAAUCAAAAAUUA
Stomoxys calcitrans (stable fly) is the source of this 2758-nucleotide messenger RNA. RefSeq names its product BTB/POZ domain-containing protein 9 (gene BTBD9). The record is from RefSeq and is a predicted model, not a curated record. Gene Ontology annotation, molecular function: protein binding. NCBI's taxonomy places the organism in Eukaryota, Metazoa, Arthropoda, Insecta, Diptera, Muscidae. Gene Ontology annotation, biological process: adult locomotory behavior; modulation of chemical synaptic transmission; circadian behavior. The transcript has 5 exons. The coding region runs from base 426 to 2369 and encodes 647 amino acids.